AUGCAGUAUUUGGAUAUUGCAGCGAACCAAGAGUAUUUGGUUGAAAGGGUCAAAGCCGCUGCCGGGGAGCCGGAGGUGCGGGGCGAGGGCCCGCGGUGGGGCUCGCCCUGCGACCGCCGCUGCGCCGCCAUUAACGACCCGCAUGGCGACCUGCCCUUGGCCUCCCACCCCCACGCGCCCGCGCCCGCUCGCCUCUCGCCCGCAGUCGUCACCCACCAGCAGCACUUGAACGAGGUGCCAGCGUGCGAGAGCUGCGGGGCAAAGACCACGCUGACGGCCGAGAGCGCAGUGGAGGCCAACAAGCUCUCCAACGACGUCAAGUUCGGCUUCAAGAAGUGGAAGAGCCACGCGACUGCCCGGCCCUGGGAGGACCGCUCGGAGAUCAGGAAGGAGCUCUACUCCAACCUGAACGUCAUCCGUGGCUUUGGAGGCUCCACGGUGACGUUGGACAGCGUCCUCUACGCGCUGCUCUUCGGCUGGUGGCUGGCGCUCCUCUACGUCCUGGUGGCCGCCGAGAUGUUCCUCACCGUCGUGGGGGCUCCUUACGGGCGGCUCUGCAGGGACCUGGGCGGCUACUUCCUCUGGCCCUUCAGCAAAGUGAUCCAGCGGGUGGAGGGUCCCGCCGCGGAGGCCGACGGCACCCGGGAGACCUCGGCCCUGCUCGGCGGCCCAGCGCCCGGCCGCUGGUGCCCCGCGGACCCCGGCUACCGGCAACGCGCUGCCGCCGCCGCCGCCGUGUGGCUCUGCCUGGGCUACCCGGCGCUGGCACUGGCCCACGGGCUCGUCUGCUUCGUCGCCUGGCUCCUCUUCUUCCUCAUCUCCGUCACCAAGAUGAGCACCCGCACGGCCCACCGGGUGCUGCUGCCGCCCCCAGAGCGGGUGCGCAUCUGGCGCCCGCGCAUGACGAACGUGCCGCUGGAGGCGGAGGUGAUCAAGUGCUGCUACCGCGCCGUCAACGCCUACUACUACAAGUACGCCGUGGACAGCAUCAACAUCUUCGCUGUCAACCUGCUGCUGCUGGUGGUGGUGACGCUGGUGCUGGGCUACGUGGACGGGCGCAACCGGCUGACGAGCUCGCCCGUGAAGUUCGCCCUGGCGCUGCUCUCCAUCAUGCCCCUCUCCUACUACAUCGGCAUGGCCAUCGCCAGCAUCUCGGCGCAGAGCAACGUCGCGGUGGGGGCGGUGGUGAACGCCACGUUCGGCUCCAUCACGGAGCUCACCUUCUACAUCACGGCGCUCAUCAAGGGCGCCCAUAAGGGCAGCAAGUGCUAUGAGGAGAUCGUCAAGGCGGAGCUGACGGGCACCCUGGUGGGCUGCGUCCUCCUGGUCCCGGGCUUGUGCACGGUCAUAGGAGGCAUCCGGCACCAGGAGCAGAGGUUCAACAGCCGCUCGGCGGGUGUCAGCUCGGCCCUGCUCUUCCUCUCCGUGGGAGGCGUCUUCGCCCCGAUGCUCUUCUCCAAGGUAUAUGGGAGGCUGGUGUGCGGCGAGUGCCACAACGUCACCCAGAACGCGCUGGGCCACUACCUCUGCAAGAGCUGCCACUUCGACCUGGUGCAGAACAACAGCAUGCUCUACUACAGCCACGUCCAGCCCCUGGUGUACACAGUGUCCCUGCUGCUCCCUGCCGCCUACCUCAUCGGCCUCUUCUUCACCCUGAAAACUCACUUGCACAUCUAUGACAUCCACAUCAGCGACUGUCACAGGCCCUGCCACCACCACAGCACCGUGGUCCACUGGUCUCGGUGGAGGGCACUGGUCAUCCUCCUGCUGGUGGAAGAUGAAGGAAAGAUUAACCCCGAAGUUUGGUACACUCCUAACAGUGUUGGGAAACUUGAUAUAGCGCCUUUCUCAGUUAUUAUUAGAAACCCAGAGAUACCUGUAAGAAUUAAACAAUAUCCCAUCUCCCCUGAGGGCAGGAAAGUUCUGCAACCCGAGAUAAAGAGGUUACUGGAGAGAGGUCUCCUCGAACCUUGUAUGUCUCCUUUUAACACCCCUAUUUUGCCCGUGAGAAAGGCGGACGGGUCGUAUCGACUAGUGCACGAUCUAAGGGAAAUUAAUAAAAGAACUGUGGCCCGCUUUCCGGUAGUGGCAAACCCCUAUACUAUAUUGAGUAGAUUGGGGCCUGAAAAACAAUACUAUAGUGUGAUAGAUCUCAAAGAUGCAUUCUGGACAUGUCCUCUGGACGAACAGAGUAGAGACUAUUUUGCAUUUGAGUGGGAAGACCCAGACACGCAUAGAAGACAACAGUUGAGGUGGACGGUACUUCCCCAGGGAUUUACAGAAUCCCCAAAUUUAUUUGGACAAGCUCUAGAACAAAUUUUGCAGGAGUAUCACACGGGGGAAGGAAUCACCCUCAUCCAAUAUGUGGAUGACCUCUUAAUCGCAGGUGAGACUGAAGAUAGAGUCCGUGAAGAAAGCAUUAAGCUCCCGAACUUCCUCAAUGAAAAAGGGCUAAAAGUGUCAAAAGCUAAGCUACAAUUUGUUGAGGAAGAGGUAAAAUACCUGGGGCACUAUCUUCGGAAGGGAGAGAAGAGAACAGACCCCGAAAGGGUAAGUGGGAUCUUACCGCUGCCACCUCCUAGGAAUAAGAAACAAAUACGCCAACUUUUAGGACUUGUUGGGUAUUGCCGACAAUGGAUAGAAAACUAUAGCGCGAAAGUCAAAUUCCUGUAUGACAAAUUGAGCCAGGAGGGACUACUAAAAUGGAGCAAUGAAGAUGAGGAACGCUUAAAGGAAUUGCGACAUGACUUAGUCAAUGCUCCGGUGCUGAGCCUUCCUGACGUUAAGAGACCCUUUUAUCUGUUCAUCAACACAGAUGACGGUACGGCUUAUGGAGUAUUGAUGCAAGAAUGGGCGGGUAAAAAGAAGCCCGUAGGAUAUCUGUCCAAAUUGCUAGAUCCAGGGGAACACUAUGUCAAUAGGCACCGAGUGGAGCUCAUUGAAUGCGUUGUUGAAGUGAAAGGUGUCCUGGACCUCCUGCUCAGGGACGUUCUGGACUUUGAGCAAUACCAAAUAAUUUUGGUGGAGAGAACAUCCCACACCAUGAUGCAGCAUGUAUCUGGCCAGCGCCUCCUCCAGCGAGAGAGGCAGCCUGAAUCCAAAGUGGUGGCUACCAAUGUGGAGGAAGGCACGGUGGAGGAAGAGCCUCGAGGCAGGUGA
Messenger RNA from Rhea pennata, 3159 nucleotides. RefSeq lists its product as uncharacterized. The record is from RefSeq and is a predicted model, not a curated record. The transcript is spliced from 19 exons. The coding region runs from base 1 to 3159 and encodes 1052 amino acids. Gene Ontology annotation, biological process: transmembrane transport. NCBI's taxonomy places the organism in Eukaryota, Metazoa, Chordata, Aves, Rheiformes, Rheidae. Gene Ontology annotation, cellular component: membrane.